AUGCAGGCGCAUGUGCGUCCAAGCUUGAACAGGUUGCAGAAGGGAGCUGCAGCGGGGUUGCGCUCUGCUGCUUCCCCGAGCCUCUGCCGGGCUGCAGCAACCAGUAGUGUUACUCCUGACGGCUCCGACCCCGUGCUUGUGGUUGGAGCUCGGGGUGUGAACCGGCCAAGCUACACCGAGACCGGAGCCAGUGGACGCGACGCGACCGUGGAUGCCUCAGCUACGCUGGAGGAGGCCCAGGCUAAAGUGCGAGCGUUAUACCGGGGAUUUCUGCGUCAAAUUCCUCAGAUGCGUAUUGACUUUGCGCUCGCUGAGGACUAUAACACGCUUAAAGCGGUGAUUCGAGACCAGUUCGAGCGCAAUAGUGAUAUACGCGACCCACAGGUCCUUGAUAUUCUGAUCUUCAGAGGAAAACAGGAGUUGAAUGAAAUCAUUGCGCAGUGGAAGAGCCGCCACCACAUUCUUCAGUAUGUGCGGCAGUUCGAGGAACGGCUUCAUCAGCAGGGGCGGACGCUUGCCGGUCGGAAAGCUUUGACUGCGGAUGGAGACGUGUCUGAGGCCCAGCAGGCAAUGCGUCUGCGAAAAGUACUCGAGUGGCGGCAGAAACGAAUCAUACCAGAAUGGGUUGUAAGCUGGUCUCACUACGAAAAGUGGCGUUCAGAGCAGGAGCGCCUUUUUCAGAAUUUUGCGCUGCAGAAUGGCCUCUUUACGGCGAAGGAACUCGAGUUGAACCGCAGCUACCAACAACGCACGAAUGCCGCGGAGAACAGCGCGUAUCAGUGUCAUCUGAUGUGA
This is a messenger RNA of Cyanidioschyzon merolae strain 10D, 795 nucleotides long. RefSeq names its product NADH dehydrogenase I alpha subcomplex 6. The record is from RefSeq and is a predicted model, not a curated record. Gene Ontology annotation, biological process: response to oxidative stress. The transcript has a single exon. Lineage: Eukaryota; Rhodophyta; Bangiophyceae; Cyanidiales; Cyanidiaceae. Bases 1 to 795 code for a protein of 264 amino acids.